Camellia sinensis is the source of this 1726-nucleotide messenger RNA. RefSeq names its product flotillin-like protein 3. Gene Ontology annotation, cellular component: plasma membrane; plasma membrane raft. Lineage: Eukaryota; Viridiplantae; Streptophyta; Magnoliopsida; Ericales; Theaceae. The record is from RefSeq and is a predicted model, not a curated record.
GGUGGGCUCUCUGCCUUUUUCCAUAGCCCUGAUAAGGUGAUAUUGAUAUUAAUAUUGAAAAUUAUUGAAAUAGUUGAAACUUUUGUUGCAGGGUUUCGAGUCUUUUUCUUCUGCUAAACCAAAAUUAAGGAAUCAAGAACUGGAGAAAAUGUGGUAUAGAGUGGCGAAGGCAUCUGAAUUCCUGGUCAUCACAGGGGCUGGCAUCGAGGAAAUAAAGCUUGCAAAGAAGGCAUUUAUUGUAUGGCCAUUUCAGAAAUGCACAGUUUUCGACAUAACACCCGUUAACUAUACCUUCGAAGUGAACGCCAUGAGCACCGAGAAGCUAGCCUUCCUCCUCCCUGCUGUUUUCACCAUUGGCCCUUGCGCGGAUAACAUGGAAAGCCUCUUAAAAUAUGCCAGACUACUCUCUCACCAUGACCGAUACUCCAACCAUGUCAAAGAACUCGUUCAAGGUGUGAUUGAGGGGGAAAUGCGCGUUCUCGCUGCUUCCAUGACCAUGGAAGACAUUUUUGAAGACAAUAAGAAAUUCAAGCAAGAGGUGUUUGACAAGGUUCAAUUUGAGCUCAACCAGUUUGGGCUUUUCAUCUAUAAUUCUAAUAUUAAGCAACUUGUUGAUGUUAGAGGGCACGAGUACUUUUCAUACUUGGGUCAAAAAACCCAAAUGGAAGCGGCAAACCAAGCGAAAAUCGAUGUUGCUGAAGCGAAGAUGAAAGGUGAGGUCGGAGCUAAGUUGAGACAAGGAUUGACAGUUCAGAAUGGGGCCAAGAUUGAUGCGGAGACAAAAAUAGUGGCCACGCAAAGGGAGGGCGAGGGGGUGAAGGAGAGUAUUAAGGUAAAUUCGGAGGUUAGGAUUUUUGAGAACGAGAGAGAUGCUGACGUGGCAGAGGCAAAUGCUGAGCUGGCAACCAAGAAGGCCAGGUGGGCACAAAAGGCGAAGAUGGCAGAGGUGGAGGCUGAGAAGGCUGUGGCAAUUCGAGAGGCUGAGUUGCAGAGGGAAGUUGAGAGGAGAAAUGCAUGGACUCGGAUUGAGAAGCUUAAGGCCGAAUUUCUCAGCAAGGCUAGUGUUGAUUAUGAAAUUGAGGUCCAAAAAGCUAAUUGGGAUCUAUACAAGAAGCAGAGAGCAGCAGAUGCAAUGCUAUAUAACAAAGAAAAGGACGCGGAGGGUGAAAGAUUAGCAGCAGAUGCUCAACUGUAUGUCCAAAAACAAGCAGCGGAUGGGCUGCUAUAUGCCAAAAAGAAAGAAGCUGAGGGACUUGUGGCUCUUGCAGAGGCACAAGGAGUUUAUAUUCGAACCUUAUUAGCGGCGCUAGGAGGAAACUACUAUGCAUUGAGAGAUUAUUUGAUGAUCAACGGUGGCAUUUUUGAAGAAAUGGCUAGGAUCAAUGCAGAGGCGAUCAAAGGGUUGCAACCGAAGAUUAGUGUCUGGACAAAUGGUACAGAAAUGGAUGGAGCAGGAUGUGGAAGUGUAGCCAUGAAAGAAAUCGCUUCAGUUUACCAAGCAUUGCCACCGUUAUUUCAGACUGUUCAUGAGCAAACCGCCAUGUUGGCUCCGUCAUGGAUGGGUAGUCUUCCCGAUUGUGCUUCCAAGUUGACACAGCAUGCACAGUAGUGGACUUGAUUAGAGGUAGUUCAACAAUUAGGCCACUUUGUUUGUCGCCUAUUGGAGAAUGCCGCAAUUUUUUAAAAACUCGAUAAGAUAAUGCCCAUUUUUAUAUUUAGUCUAAAA